AUGGCUUCAUCAAGCAAGAGAAUUGUGUUAAUUACUGGCGGGAACCAGGGUGUGGGCUACGAAACAGCGAAGAACCUGCUUGUUUUCUCUUCCGAGUACCAUGUAAUCUUGGGGAGUCGCGACCCUUCCAAAGGUGCAGCUACCGUUAAACAAAUUCAGGCAGUCGAGGGAGUCAAAGGCACAGUAUCUUCAACUCAGAUCGACGUGACGGACGACAAAUCGGUCGAUGCCGCUGCGGCACGCAUCGCGUAUGAGUUUGGACGGCUUGAUAUCCUCGUCAACAAUGCAGGCAUAGUUUCCACGGCUAGCCCUCCUACACGAGAAGUCUUGCGACGAAUCCUAGAGACAAACGUCGUCGGGGCGAUGAGCGUAACGGAGGCCUUUUUGGGUCUACUUCGUAAAGCAAAACAUACACCACGAAUCGUUUUCGUGAGCUCGAGCACGGGUUCGAUUACACACGCUGCUGACCCCAACUCCCCAUACUACAUCUCCGGCGCGGUAGAAUAUCGUACCAGUAAAGCGGCGCUUAACAUGAUGAUGGUCAUGUAUUAUGCGCGGCUGAAGCUAGAGGGCUUUAUGGUGUUUGGUGCUGACCCAGGCCUCUGCGCAACCGACUUUACCGGCGAUGCCGAGUCUUUACGCCAGAGGGGUGCUGCUGAGCCUUGGGAGGGUGGUAAGCGAGUUGCAUCGGUGGUGAAAGGAGAAAGGGAUGCCAAUGUUGGGAGAAUAGUGGGUGUGUAUGGAGUGUCUCCAUUCUAA
Molecule: messenger RNA, 759 nt
Organism: Hypoxylon fragiforme
Lineage: Eukaryota; Fungi; Ascomycota; Sordariomycetes; Xylariales; Hypoxylaceae
Product: NAD(P)-binding protein
Exons: 2
Coding region: 1-759 (252 amino acids)
Source: RefSeq, a predicted model, not a curated record